Molecule: messenger RNA, 2542 nt
Organism: Sinocyclocheilus grahami
Lineage: Eukaryota; Metazoa; Chordata; Actinopteri; Cypriniformes; Cyprinidae
Gene: slc39a7
Product: solute carrier family 39 member 7
Exons: 8
Coding region: 179-1576 (465 amino acids)
Biological process (GO): zinc ion transmembrane transport; intracellular zinc ion homeostasis
Cellular component (GO): membrane
Molecular function (GO): zinc ion transmembrane transporter activity
Source: RefSeq, a predicted model, not a curated record
UCUCGCGGGAUUUCAGUGCGUUGACUAAAUGCCACGUCGGUUAGAGUGUGAGCAGCAGCAUCUGCAGGUGUGUAUUUGACCGACUGCGCAAAAUAAGCGACAUCGGAGUGGUUGCCGUUAGCGGUUGAGUCGUGUGCGGUUAUCAGACGGCGAGGCGUCUCCAGCAGCAGCGGGAGGAAUGAGGACCUUCAUCAGCUCACUGUUACUGAUCACUGUUGGGAUGGCAGUGUGUCAGCAGACACUCGCUCACUCCCACCAUCAUCACGGACACUCGCACGGCGACGGCGGCGGCUGCCACGGACACUCGCACGGAGCGGCCAAGAUGCACCAUGGGGCCAGCAAAUGGAGCGCUGAAGCUAACGUGCCCCACGCUGAAGAGGAGCAUCACGGUCAUGCUCAUGAUCAUGCACACGAUCACGGUCAUGAUCACAGUCACGAUCACGAACAUGCUCAUGAUCACGGAUACGAUCAUGGACAUGCUCACGAUCACGCACACGAUCACGGUCAUGAUCACAGUCACGAUCACGGAUACGAUCAUGGACAUGCACACGAUCAUGGACACGCACACAAAGAUGAUCACGCAGCAGAGCGACUGAAAAGCGACGUGAAAGCAGGGAAGCGGAACAUGGUGGAGCUCUGGAUGCAGGCCAUUGGAGCCACUCUGCUCAUCAGCGCUGCUCCCUUCCUCAUCCUCUUCCUCAUCCCGGUGCAGUCAAACACGGACCAGCACCAGAACCUGCUCAAAGUGCUCUUGAGUUUCGCAUCUGGAGGUUUGCUUGGGGAUGCGUUCCUUCAUCUCAUCCCUCACGCGCUGGAACCUCAUUCUCAUCAUGACCAGUCACACGGCAGCGACGAGUCACAUGGUCACUCACACGGUGCAGGUCAUGGUCACAUGAUGCUGGUCGGGCUGUGGGUGCUGGGUGGCAUUGUUGCGUUUCUGGUAGUUGAGAAAUUUGUUCGUCUUUUGAAGGGGGGACACUCUCACUCUCACUCUCAUGCGGCUCCAAAGGCAAAAGACAGCGAUGAAGAGGAUGAUGACCAGAAAAGAGAGAAGAAGGGAGGGAAAGAGAAAAACGUUGACUCAGAUAAGAAACCUGCAAAGAAAACAGUCGAGACGAGUUCUGAUAUUAAAGUGUCGGGUUAUCUGAACCUGGCUGCUGAUUUCACCCACAAUUUCACAGAUGGUCUUGCGAUCGGCGCAUCUUUCCUGGUAGGUCCAGCGGUCGGCACUGUUACCACCAUCACCAUCCUCUUACAUGAAGUCCCACAUGAGAUUGGAGACUUUGCCAUUCUUGUCCAGUCAGGCUGCACCAAGAGGAAGGCCAUGUGUCUUCAGCUUCUCACCGCCAUUGGUGCGUUAGCCGGAACUGCCUGCUCCUUAUUGGCUGAAGGGGUGGGUGCCGCGGCAACCGCCUGGAUCCUACCCUUCACCGCCGGAGGCUUCGUUUACAUCGCGACCGUCACGGUUCUUCCAGAGCUGCUUGUGGGACGCUCUAGUUUCUGGCAGUCAAUGCUGGAGAUCCUCGCUCUGCUGUUCGGGGUGGGAAUGAUGGUGCUGAUCGCUGAGUACGAGUGAGUGAGGGACGGACGGAGCCAUGUUUGAAAGAAGAACCUUUAAAAUGAGGUGAAGAUGCAUGGUCACCUGAACCUCUAGAGACUCUGAGACUAAGAGUGUGUUGAGAUGAAUGUUAGUAUUGACCAUAGAAAAAUAAAACAGAAUGAAUGAGGGAGCGAGUGAAAGAAAAUGUGCUGAACAAGUGCUGAACUGCACUCAAUUACCCAAAGACCAACAUGAAUGGAUCACUUAGUUAUUUUAGGCACAGGAACCUUCCCAGGGACCAACAGCUAGAAAAUCACGUCCGGUUCUCUAUACUGCUACGGACAGGAUCGGCACGUGGAAACUCAUUGAAAUUUGACCAUUAUGUUCCUAUGAUUCAUCAUCUGUGUUUGCUGGAGCAGUCAGAUAAACACUCGCUGAAGCACUGCUUCUCUCAUCAGUAGACUGCUUUUCUAGAAAUAUCAGUUAUGUUACAUGAUUAAAUCAUUUGAUUUUGCUGUUCGCACAAUAAAGGUUAAUGUGAUUUUUUUUUUCUUAAGCAGCGUGUGCUUUCUCUUUGACGGAGAUUCUUUGAUUCCGCUGCUGAAAUAUUGUGUAGCCAUUAGUCAGGGACCGAAUAACAUUGACUGUCCACUCUUUAACUCACACACACACGCUCUCACACUCAUUUCCCAUGAGUCUCCAGAGGAAUCUGCAGCUUGACAUUGUCAUUGGUGAUGGGUUCUUCAGAUGGUGCAAACACACUGUUUAUUGAAUUACAGUAGAUUUAGUGUUUAUUUCUUUUAUUUUUGCCUGUAACUCUAUUCAUGCAGAUGUUUUGAUCCUUUCUUGAAUUUGUUCAUUGAAAUGUUCAAUCUCUAUUACCUGUAAUGUAAACUCUUUACAUUCCCAUUGUGUGUAAAUCAAGCAUAUCACUUCACGAAUAGAAGUGGAUGCAAUGCUGUUCAAUUUCAGUUCAAUAAAAGAGUUGUGGUACAUCUCUAA